Thalassophryne amazonica is the source of this 1998-nucleotide messenger RNA. RefSeq names its product arf-GAP with dual PH domain-containing protein 2-like. The record is from RefSeq and is a predicted model, not a curated record. Gene Ontology annotation, cellular component: plasma membrane; intracellular membrane-bounded organelle. Gene Ontology annotation, molecular function: GTPase activator activity; phosphatidylinositol bisphosphate binding. Gene Ontology annotation, biological process: positive regulation of GTPase activity. Lineage: Eukaryota; Metazoa; Chordata; Actinopteri; Batrachoidiformes; Batrachoididae. The transcript is spliced from 11 exons. The coding region runs from base 213 to 1352 and encodes 379 amino acids.
AACAAUAAACUUUGUGCUGCUGUUCAGAGAGGAGGAAAUGCUGAAGCCGCUAUAACAUGCUGAGCCAUGACCAGAAAAAUGAGCAUUUUAACCUCUAAAGAACUGAGUGGAACAUCAGCAAGCAACAGAUAGAACCAGUAUGGAAUGAAUAUGCAGCAGCACUUCUGGUUGUUCUCAACUGUCAAGCUGACAGUAACAAAGUGCCUUCAGUUAUGGCCAGCCUGGAAAGAAAUAAUAAAAUUUUACUUGAUUUGUUGCAGCAGGCUGGAAAUAACAUGUGCGCUGACUGUGGAGCUCCGGAUCCUGACUGGGCCUCCUACACUCUCGGUAUCUUUGUGUGUCUGAACUGUUCGGGGAUGCAUCGUAACUUGCCUGCUGUUAGCAGAGUGAAAUCCAUACAUCUAGAUUUCUGGGAAGAUUCACAAGUAGAGUUCAUGAAGCAGAGAGGAAACACUGCAGUAAAAACUGAGUACGAGAAGUGUGUCCCUGCAUUCAUCUACCGGCCGCAGCAAGAUGACUGUAUUGUUCUUAAGGAUCAAUGGAUCCAUGCUAAGUAUGAAAGAAGAGAAUUCACAGGAGAAAACUCGUACUUCAAACAAGAUUAUACCUCAGACACAUUUGAGUCAACGCUGUGGAAGAAGGGCAAAGACAAUAAGCAGUUCCUGAAGAGGACCUUCGUGCUGUCCAAGAAAGACUUCACUCUCAAAUACUACGUUAAAGAUUCCAAGGUUCCCAAAGCUGUCGUUUCCAUGAAGGACCUGAAUGCAGUUUUCCAGCCUGAUAAGAUUGGACAUGCCCACGGGCUGCAGAUCUCCUACCUGCAGGAGGAACGCACAAGGAAUCUGUUUGUUUACCAUGAGAAUGGGCAGGUAAUUGUUUCCUGGUUCAAUGCCAUUCGGGCCACACGCUUGGCGUAUCUCCAGAGGAAGCAUCCAUCUCUUCGAGAAAACGAUUUAAUUCCUCAGUUAACAAGACGAUGCCUGAAGGAGGGAUACAUGGAGAAAACUGGGCCAACGCAAAGGGAACCCUUCAAGAAGAGGUGGUUCACACUGUGCUCCAUAAACAGAAAACUUCUGUAUUUUAAAACUCCCUUGGAUGCAACAGAGUUGGGCGCUGUCUUCAUUGGCACUGAGGACCACAGCUACUCUGUGAUAGAGACCAGCAGCAAAAAUGCGAGAGGGGGCCGGUGGCACUGUGGCAUCACACUGCAGACGCCAGGAAGGCAGUUUGUAUUUAUGUGCGAGCUCAAACAGGAGCAGCAGGAGUGGCUGGAGGCACUCAGACAGGUCAUCGGUCAACCCAUGACUCCGGAGGACUACGCUAAUGAAGCCAACUGGAGACGAGGGAAAUGAACAGUUCUGCCCUUUUCGGGACAGACCAGACCAGAUCAAAUGAUUAACUCCUAGGGGAUACUUCUGUACCUGUCAGUGAAAUAUAAAAUGGACACUGACUGCCCCAAACCAUCUGUUAAAUUAACCACAGUCUUUGCACAGAUGUGGGACAAAGUUGUUCUCACAGGUGACAAUGGUGCACAGGAACCUUAAUGUCCAACUGUAUUAUACAUUUAAAUUUAAGUUUGUUUGUUUUUGGUUUUGGUUUUUGUAAUAUUUUUGUGUGUUACUUAAUUUGCACAGAAUGUAUUUGUAUAUUUGCAUUUCCCUGAUGAACUGUUGUAUCCUUUUCUUCUCAAAUAACCCACUUUAAUUUCUGCUGUCUGUAUAGUUCUGUUAAACUUCAUUUACAUUAUUUUACUAAAUUAAAAUCACAAUUGUCUGUUGUGAUCCUGAGGAAUCAAUGGAUACUGUAAGGUUGAGUGAGAAUUUGGAGACUCUUAGUUUGUGAUUGUACUGGAUCAAGAUUACAAUCCAGGCUUUUCAAUUACUUUCUGAACUUGGCCAUCAGAUGUGCAUCUGUAUGUGGCGAGAAGUGUAGAAAUUGUUGAGACAUCCACUUAUUUUGGCACUGACAAUCAUUUCUUUGAGAUCAGGAAACGCCUGA